Messenger RNA from Oryza brachyantha (malo sina), 2176 nucleotides. Its product is annotated as YTH domain-containing protein ECT1-like. The coding region runs from base 104 to 1840 and encodes 578 amino acids. Lineage: Eukaryota; Viridiplantae; Streptophyta; Magnoliopsida; Poales; Poaceae. The transcript has 9 exons. The record is from RefSeq and is a predicted model, not a curated record. Gene Ontology annotation, cellular component: cytoplasm. Gene Ontology annotation, biological process: mRNA destabilization. Gene Ontology annotation, molecular function: mRNA binding.
UCUCGUCUCCUCGCGACUCCGCCCGCCGCCGAUCUCCGUCCCCGCGAGGAGGGGCGCCGCCGCCCGCCCGCCCGUACUUCUGCUCCGGCCAAAUCCUGAUUGCAUGAUUCCACUGCAAACAGAAAUUGUAGUUGAGAACAGCGCAACCAAGGGUGCUGCCAAAGAGCAGAUUCUUUCUAGUACAAAUGAGAAAAUGACUACUAGUGUUCCCCAGGGUGCUAGCUCCUCAAAAUCGCCAAAAGGUGCACAAGAGAAGGCUGGUUUUUUGGGUAAAGGUGGAGAACAACCUUUCUACCCACCCAAUGUGUACGCACCUCAGCCACAAACAAUCUAUUCUGGAGGAUACAUGAACCAUUUGGGCCAAUGGGAAGAAUACCCCCAUUAUGUCAAUAUGGAAGGACUCCAUUCUGUAUCACCUGGAAUCUACAACGACAACCAGUCAAUCAUGUUAUCUCCUGGAUAUGCAAACAACCCUCAAAUGAUGUAUGGAGCUUAUUCUCCUGGCAUUGGAGAUGGCCAGCCAUACCUCCCCUUGCACUUUCCCUUCUCAAGUCCUUACUACCAGCCACCAGCCUCUCCUAGCAUGGGAUACUCUAAUUCCGCCACUGGAAUGUCUCAAGAUCCUAUGCUGCAGCAAGAGUACUUCCUUCCUGACGGCCUUCUCUACUCGCCAACACCAGGGUAUCAUCAACCAUUUGGGUCUUUUGACAGAGCAUCCACACAACCAAGCAGUGCUCCUGGUAUGUUUGGUCAAGGGAACACACCGCUGGCUUUUGGAAUGCAUCAUGGGUCAAUGUAUGCCCCUGGAUCCUAUAAGUCACGCCAACAAGGUGGUAAGUUUGGAGGUACUACACCAAGUUGGGGUUCUGGUCGCAGAUUUAGUGCUUUUGAGUUAAGUGCUAAUCAACAAAAAGGGAGCAUGCCAUUUGGGAUUCAGAAUGGUGCUCUCGAGUUCCUGAAUGAGCAAAACCGUGGGCCACGUGCUACAAAACCAAAGAAACAAGACACAGAGAACUCUUCAAUAGAUGAAAAAAAUGAGAAAAGUGUUUCACUGGUUGAUAGUGAACUGUACAAUCGCCCUGAUUUUGUCACUGAAUACAAGGAUGCAAAAUUUUUUGUAAUAAAGUCCUACACUGAGGACCAUGUACAUAGGAGCAUUAAGUACAAUGUUUGGGCCAGCACAGCUAGCGGGAAUAGAAAGCUGGAUUCUGCUUAUCGUGUGGCCAAAGAAAAAGAAGACUAUUGCCCUAUUUUCCUGUUUUUCUCGGUUAAUGGCAGUGGUCAGUUCUGUGGUGUGGCUGAGAUGAUUGGACCUGUCGAUUUUGACAGAAGUGUUGAUUACUGGCAGCAGGACAAGUGGAGUGGCCAGUUCCCUGUGAAGUGGCACAUUAUCAAGGAUGUCCCGAACAACCUGCUGCGGCACAUAAUUCUUGAGAACAAUGACAACAAACCUGUAACUAAUAGCAGGGACACCCAGGAGGUGAAGCUGGAACAUGGUUUACAGAUGUUAACUAUCUUCAAGAACCAUGAAUCUGAGACGAACAUUCUUGAAGACUUCGACUUCUAUGAGCAGCGGGAAAAAGCCUUGCAGGAGAAUAGACGUCAGCAGCAGCCUGCCAACAUAGAGCCCCAGAAACCAGCAGAGAAUAAGGCCCUAGGAGAACUUAUGGCCCACAUCUCGGACACGUUUGCGCAGACUGUCCAACUAAAAGAAACUGAGAAUAGCGGAAGCAAGCCUGAAGUUGAGGGUGUUACUUCAGCUGCUGAUGCGUCUACUGCAACCACCAAGGCUGAAGAUGGAACGGUGAAUGCAAAUGCAAAUGCUACCCCUGUGGAGUAAAGAAGUUGAUUUUCCUCCUCAUAUCAUUUACUAAUUUGGAGCAGCAGUUGGAUAAUAUGAUGCUUUUUUGGAGGUGAGAAGGGAAAAAGAGCUGGUUGAUUAUGUCAGGUGUGGCUGCUGCUUCAGUUGUACAACACCAUAGGCUUUGUUUCACCUCCCUUUAGGUUAUAAUUUCAAUAUCAUAGUUCCAAAAUUCUUCCUCGAUGUCAUCUUCUUUCCUUGUCUCAAUGUUUCCUUUCGCAUUACUUGUGUUUGGGUCAUGAAUGCUGUUCAAUGUGAGUGGUGGGUUUAGCCAUAAGAAGCUGCAUAAUUAUGCUGCGGUAGCUGUCCAGUCUC